Salvelinus sp. IW2-2015 is the source of this 1083-nucleotide messenger RNA. NCBI's taxonomy places the organism in Eukaryota, Metazoa, Chordata, Actinopteri, Salmoniformes, Salmonidae. The record is from RefSeq and is a predicted model, not a curated record.
AUGAGGGGUUACCUGAAAACAACGGGGUGGGUAUUUAAACUCCAGGCCGAAACCACUACAGUAGGAACACAUAGGGAUUGCGAUUUAUGUUUACAGAAUGGAGGAGUUGAGGAGCAUCACGCCCUGAUCGAAUGGAGCAAAUCAGAGCCAUGCUUUGUGCUGAGUGACCUGAACUCUGCCCAUGGUACAUAUGUCAACGACUGUCGUAUCCACAAUGCAGCUGUGCGUCUAACCCCAGGAGAUGAACUGCACUUUGGCUAUGGAGGCUCCACCUACCAGCUAGCUGUGGAUGGCAAUACUUCUGCCCCUGUUGCGUGGGUAUGGGGGCGAUCAUCUGUCACCCCUCAUCCCCCUAGCCGSGCUCGACCAGCCAGUGCUGGGACCAAACGGACUGGGCAGAGCAUCCCCUCUGAACAACAAGGGACAACCUCACGCAGACCAGGAAGUUGGACUGGACACACAGGAAGCGGGCCCCCUCAGAGAACCGGAGCAGUGGCAUCUGAAAGCUCUCAGACCAUGCAGCACCUCUUACAGGAGAAGGUGGGCAUCUGUCUGGAGGAGAGGCUGCUGCGGCUAGGAGACGAGAUCAGCAGGCUGGCUGUGUUUGAGAGUGAGUCCCAGAGGAAGGACAGGGUGAUUGCAGGGCUGAGGGACGAGAUGUYAGCUCUCAGACACCAGCUGACCCAGAGCCAGCAGACCGACCAGGAGAUCAAACACAGGCUGCUCAGUCUGGAGAGGGACAUCAAUGACAAGAGGGAGCAGAUCGAAAGGAUGAAGGAGCAGAUGGUAGAGCUGCAGAGGGGCUCCAGUGAGGUGUUUAGGCAUUCUGUCACCGAGCGAGACCUAAAGAUCUACAACCUAAGAGGUCAGAUGGAGAGACUGAAGAGGGAAAGCAGCACUGCCUCAGGUCUGGUAAGGAGCUUACAGAGAGACCUCAAUGCGAGGGAGAAGCAGGCUCUGAAACUGGCAUCUGAGGUGGACAGACUCCGGCAGGACAUCCGACACAAGGACAUCCAACUGGGGGCUACUGCCACCAAGGUCUCCAUUGUUUUUGAGUAUAUUUCGCAGAAUCUAGUCAUAUAA